This is a messenger RNA of Acanthamoeba castellanii str. Neff, 1578 nucleotides long. Its product is annotated as nucleolar gtpbinding protein 1, putative. Lineage: Eukaryota; Discosea; Longamoebia; Acanthamoebidae. The record is from RefSeq and is a predicted model, not a curated record. Bases 1 to 1578 code for a protein of 525 amino acids. Gene Ontology annotation, cellular component: nucleolus. Gene Ontology annotation, biological process: ribosomal large subunit biogenesis. Gene Ontology annotation, molecular function: RNA binding; GTP binding; GTPase activity. The transcript is spliced from 7 exons.
AUGAAGAAGGUCAAGUUCACCCAGCAGACCUACCACGACAGGCUCACCCAGAUCCUCGAAGAUUUCCCCGUGCUGGAUGACAUCCACCCGUUCUACGCUGAUUUGAUCAACGUCCUGUACGACAGGGACCACUACAAGCUCGCGCUUGGUCAGCUUAACAUCGCCCGUCAUCUCAUCGACAACUUGUCGAAGGACUAUGUCCGCCUCCUGAAGUUCGGUGACUCUCUGUACCGAUGCAAGCAGCUCAAGAGGGCCGCCCUCGGAAGAAUGUGUACCCUCAUGAAGAAGCAGGGUCCCUCUCUGGCCUACCUCGAGCAGGUGAGGCAGCAUUUGGCCCGUUUGCCCUCCAUCGACCCCAACACCAGGUCCAUGAUUCUCUGCGGCUAUCCCAACGUGGGUAAGUCGUCCUUCAUGAACAAGCUCACUCGCGCCGACGUCGACGUGCAGCCCUACGCCUUCACCACCAAGUCGCUCUUCGUGGGUCACACCGACCACGAGUACAUGCGCUUCCAGGUCCUGGAUACGCCCGGUAUCUUGGAUCAUCCCCUCGAGGAGAGGAACACCAUUGAAAUGCUUUCGAUCACGGCUCUGGCGCACUUGAGGGCGGCCAUCAUCUUCGUCAUCGAUAUCUCGGAGCAGUGCAGCUACUCCAUCGAGGACCAGGUCAAGCUCUUCAACUCCAUCAAGCCCCUCUUCACCAACAAGCCCCUCGUCGUGGCCCUCAACAAGAUCGACGUCAUCACCCUCGACAACCUGCGCGAGGACGCCAAGGCCCUUCUCCGCGAUCUCGAGACCCAGAACAACGUCUACCUCAUCCCCAUGUCGACCCUCACCGAGGAGGGCGUCAUGAAGGUCAAGGAAUUCAACAGGUGGCUCAUGGCCGAGGACCCCGACUGGGACCCCACCGUGUUCGGCCCCGACCUGAGGAACCAGUUCAUGCUGGCCAACGACGAGUGGAAGUUCGACAACAUCCCGGAGAUCAUGAACGGCAUGAACGUGUUCGACUACAUCGAUCCCGACAUCCUGGUCAAGCUGCGACAGCUGGAGAAGGAAGAGGAGGAGCGACUGGAGAAUGAAGCGGGCGAGAUGGAGGAGGAGCAGCCCUUCCGCCUGACCGAAGACGAGAUCAACCUCCUCAAGGAGCUGAGGAACAAGGACGCCCUCACCCGCAUGGAGCACGCCCUCAGAAAGGGCAACAAAUCCCGACCCACCCUCACCCAGGCCUCCAGAACCGGCAGGCUGCAACUGGGCGCGUUCGAGGACCAUUUGAAGGACAUGGGCAUCAACCCGAGCGCUGCGGUGGACCGAGCCCGCAGCAUGAGCCGAGGCCGGAAGAGGUCGCGCUCCGAGAGCCCGUCGGUGGAGCGGUCCAAGUCGCGAGGCAGGAGCAAGACCCCGCAGGAGGAGGGUCUGCGAGACAAGCGACAGAAGCUGGAGGUCGAGGUCAAGGCCAAGAAGGCGCAGAGGACCAUGAACAAGGACGGACGAAAGGGAGAGGCCGACAGACACAUCUACAACCUCAAGCCCAAGCAUCUCUACGCCGGCAAGCGCGGCAACGGCAAGACCGACAGGAGGUGA